Molecule: messenger RNA, 1830 nt
Organism: Oryza sativa Japonica Group (Japanese rice)
Lineage: Eukaryota; Viridiplantae; Streptophyta; Magnoliopsida; Poales; Poaceae
Source: RefSeq, a predicted model, not a curated record
CUAACCGCUGCUGUGCGUAUCCAAUGAAGUACUCCACUUCUGUAACCAUGGAUAAGGCCUACAUUGCCGUCUUCUCCAUCGUCAUCCUCUUCUUGCUCGUCGACUACCUUCGUCGUCUUCGUGGCGGCGGCACGAGCAAUGGCAAGAACAAGGGGAUGCGGCUGCCGCCGGGUCUACCGGCCGUCCCGAUCAUCGGCCACCUCCACCUCGUCAAGAAGCCGAUGCACGCGACGCUGUCCCGCCUCGCCGCGCGGCACGGGCCGGUGUUCUCGCUGCGCCUCGGCUCGCGGCGCGCCGUGGUGGUGUCGUCGCCGGGGUGCGCCAGGGAGUGCUUCACCGAGCACGACGUGGCCUUCGCGAACCGGCCCAGGUUCGAGUCGCAGCUGCUCAUGUCGUUCGACGGCACCGCGCUGGCCAUGGCGAGCUACGGCCCGCACUGGCGCAACCUCCGCCGGGUCGCCGCGGUGCAGCUGCUCUCCGCGCGCCGCGUCGGCCUCAUGUCGGGGCUCAUCGCCGGCGAGGUGCGCGCCAUGGUGCGGAGCUUGUGCCGCCGCCCAGCCGCCGCCGCGCCAGUCCAGCUGAAGCGGAGGCUGUUCGAGCUCUCCCUGAGCGUGCUCAUGGAGACCAUCGCCCAGAGCAAGGCGACCCGACCCGAGACGACGGACACGGACACGGACAUGUCCAUGGAAGCCCAGGAGUACAAGCAGGUCGUCGAGGAGAUCCUCGAGCGCAUCGGCACGGGCAACCUGUGCGACUACCUGCCGGCGCUCCGGUGGUUCGACGUGUUCGGCGUGAGGAACAGGAUCCUCGCCGCGGUGAGCCGGAGGGACGCGUUCCUCCGUCGACUGAUCUACGCGGCGCGGUGGAGGAUGGACGACGGCGAGAAGAAGAGCAUGAUCGCCGUGCUGCUCACUCUGCAGAAGACACAGCCGGAGGUGUACACUGACAACAUGAUCACGGCUCUUUGCUCGAACUUGUUAGGAGCAGGAACAGAGACAACCUCGACGACGAUAGAAUGGGCAAUGUCGCUGUUGCUGAACCACCCAGAAACGCUCAAGAAAGCACAAGCCGAGAUCGACGCGUCCGUCGGCAACUCCCGCCUGAUCACCGCCGACGACGUGCCCCGCAUCACCUAUCUCCAGUGCAUCGUCAGGGAGACGCUCCGCCUCUACCCCGCGGCGCCGAUGCUCAUCCCGCACGAGUCCUCCGCCGACUGCGAGGUCGGCGGCUACAGCGUCCCGCGCGGGACGAUGCUGCUCGUGAACGCGUACGCCAUCCACCGUGACCCGGCGGCGUGGGAGGAGCCGGAGAGGUUCGUGCCGGAGAGGUUCGAGGGCGGCGGGUGCGACGGCAACCUCUCGAUGCCGUUCGGGAUGGGGAGGCGGAGGUGCCCCGGCGAGACGCUGGCUCUGCACACGGUGGGGCUGGUGCUGGGCACGCUGAUCCAGUGCUUCGACUGGGAGAGGGUCGAUGGCGUGGAGGUCGACAUGGCUGAGGGUGGCGGGCUCACCAUGCCCAAGGUCGUGCCGUUGGAGGCCGUGUGCAGGCCGCGCGACGCCAUGGGUGGUGUUCUUCGCGAGCUCUGAACAUUUUGGCGUCGUUUGCAUCUCCAGGGCAAACUCAUGUAUACUGAUGAAGUACCAAAAGUAAGUAGCAAUAAGCUUCUUGUGAGCAUACACAUGUUGUGAACUUGUGAUGUGUAAACUACAGUACUACACGUAGGGGAUUUAGAAGAGAACGACUGCUCUAGCAUUACCAAUUUGUAUCGAUGUGCAAUAAUCCUGUACAAAGUAUAAUUAUAUAAUUAUAUACUUCCUAUUGUUUGUGUGG